Neodiprion fabricii is the source of this 3092-nucleotide messenger RNA. RefSeq names its product glucose dehydrogenase [FAD, quinone]-like. The transcript has 7 exons. NCBI's taxonomy places the organism in Eukaryota, Metazoa, Arthropoda, Insecta, Hymenoptera, Diprionidae. The record is from RefSeq and is a predicted model, not a curated record. Gene Ontology annotation, molecular function: flavin adenine dinucleotide binding; oxidoreductase activity, acting on CH-OH group of donors. Bases 302 to 2149 code for a protein of 615 amino acids.
AAGCCAGUAUCGAUAAAGGCCGGAGUAGGUAUCCUAGAAUGGUGAAUCAAUAAGGUAUCGAUCAGUAGAAAUCAUCUCCUCGUCCUUAAAAUUUGAAAUCCCGUUGUACGUAUUUAUGAGAUAGCCUGGUUUAGUGACGCGAAAACAUCGUAGUUGAUUUUUAGCGCGAGUGUGCCUAAUUAUUGAUAAAAAAAAGGCGGAAAUUUACAAAAGUCAUACUGAGGAAACGUAUGGCUGGUGGCCAUAAUAGCUUAUAUUUGUGAAUUAAUAUCAAUUUUCGACUACCGUAUUACUGUUAGCGAUGGAUUACCACGUCCCUUCGCCAUUCACCUGCAAUGAAAGCCUACCAGGACCUAGUAUGACAGACAUGUGUAGUACCUCUACAUUUGCCGUUUUCAUGACUCUUCUGGGGUCGUUAGUACAAAAAAAUGAAAAGAUAUCGGGAAUGUGCGAACGCGUGAAGUCCAUUGACUCACCGGACCCAGAGUACGACUACAUCGUAGUCGGCGGUGGUGCGGCAGGUUCUGUGGUUGCUGCAAGACUGAGCGAGAUUUCUCACUGGAAAGUCUUGCUUCUUGAAGCUGGUGAUGACGAGCCUGCAACUGCAGCGAUUCCUAGUUAUUACAGCGCUGUAACUCAAUCUCGUUUGGACUGGAAAUACCAGACAACGAACGAAAGUUACGCCUGCUUCUCAACAAACGGUUCCUGUUUGUACACCGCGGCAAAAGUUCUCGGUGGGAGUACGGUGCACAACGGGAUGAUAUAUUUGAGGGGCAAUCCAACGGACUACAACAAUUGGGCCGCUAUGGGUAAUGAGGGCUGGACUUGGGAUGAAGUGAAACCCUUCUUUCUCAAGGCGGAGGAUAACGGUGAAAUUAAUAGAGUUGGAAGAUUCUGGCACUCCACCGGGGGUCCGCUUUCCGUUGAGAGAUUUCCUUAUCGACCCCCCUUUGCGGAUUCGAUACUCGAAGCAGCGAAAGAGGCAGGAUUCGAGAUGAGCCAAGAUCUCAACGGGGACAAAAUCACUGGUUUCACAAUUAUACAAUCCACGACGAAAAAUGGAGUUAGACGCAGCAGUGGCGCAUCGUAUCUGCGGCCGAUUAGGAACCGUGAGAAUCUACAAAUUUCCCUCAAUUCUACCGUCACUAGGGUGGUAAUCGAGAAUGGAAGGGCAGUAGGCGUUGAGUACUUCCAGAACGGCGAGUUUAAAACGGUCUCCGCAUCGCAAGAAGUGGUUCUUUGUGCAGGAACCGUCAGAUCACCACAAAUUUUACUUCUAUCUGGUAUUGGACCCGAGGAACACUUGAAGCUGAUGGAUAUCAAGGUAGUGCAUAACUUACCUGGAGUUGGCAGUAAUUAUCACGACCACAUGUACUUUAUGAUCAACUUUACCAUCAAUGAACCCGAUGUAUAUGACAACAAUUGGGCAGCUGCAACUGAAUACCUCGACUUUCAAACUGGUCCAUUGUCUAGUACUGGAUUAGGUCAGGUGGUGGCUGAGCUUGCUUCCAGUACAACGACCCCUGAUUUCCCUGACAUUCAAAUAUUUGGCUUGGGUUAUGACGCUGACUGCGCACCGGGUGAAAUCGGCGCUCUUCGGAGCACAGGAAAACGCACGAUAGCCAUGGUAGUGGGGUACCAGCACCCGAAGAGUAAAGGACGAAUCAGUUUGGCUUCGAACGAUCCUUUUAAAUAUCCCACGAUCUGGGGUAACUAUCUCAGCGAAUCCAGUGAUGUUGAUGGUCUUAUAGAAGCCGUAAACUAUGUUAUGAGAUUGGCCGAUACGAAUGCCUUGAAGGCCUACAAUAUUACAUUGUCAGUAUCAACCCUGACAGCCUGCAACAACUUUACUUACCCUAGUACUGAUUACUGGAAGUGUGCGAUACAGCAAGAUACAUUUCCCCAAGCUCACGGAAGUGGAUCCUGCAAAAUGGGCCCUGAGCAUGACGCGAUGGCAGUUGUCGAUCAUGAGCUUCGAGUAAGAGGGAUCAAGGGAUUGCGCGUUGCAGAUACUUCUAUUAUGCCUCAGAUAAUUUCCGGUAAUACUGGUGCACCAACAAUCAUGAUUGGGGAGAGAGCAUCAGAAUUCAUCAAGAAAGAUGCGGCUUGGCGUUCAGACCUCUGCUCUCCACGAUCAGCCAUAUGUUAAAAGGAUAUUUUUCAAUUUUCCUUUGUCGACGAAAAAGAUAAUAUCUUGGACGUGAAUCAGAAAGGAAAGUAGCAAGGAGUAGCAGAGAGCUAUUGAAGUGAAGAGAUGAGAUAGUGGCGGAUAGUUGCUCGUGAUUGAACACGUUGUCACUUGGGCAAACGAAUGCGUAUCACCCUGUAUCACAGAUUACGGGUAUCACGUAUCGUAUGCAGGCGAGUUUGACGUCACGUAAUACGAUCACGUUCGGAUCACGAUUUGAUAUUGGUAGAAUACUUUAGUUUGAAACUGAUGGUUUAUUCAAGAUUUAAAAUUCGAACUAUUACAUUAUGUUAGAGAAUAAAAAUCUGUCGUCAAAUUUAUUUAUAUAAAAUUAACGUCACUGUGUCUUUUGCAUUUAUAAAAAAAAAAAUAUCACGUUUAUAUAACACUAGGGGCGUGCACUUCCCACCUGACUCUUUUACAAGUAUUAUGAUAUUUCCUUCUCUGGCAUAAAAAAUAAUUUGCAUAUUAGUCAAUUUUUCAAUUUUUUUUAUUUUAUUCGAUACGAGAUUUGAGUUGAUAUUCUUGUUUCUCUUUUCCUAAUGAACUUUCAGAAUCAGGCAUACGCACGAUGAACGACGAUUCCGUUUGUGAUCAUUCAUAAUUAAUAUUACUUGUAUAAAAAUUUUAGAGUUUUUUUUUCAACUUUAAACGUUUCACUGAUCAUUGUCACCGUCUUCAGUAUACAGGAAGGUGAAUUUUGUAAAAUUGUCCGAUUCGUAUACGUUUGGGUCGUUUGAUUUUUAUACCUAAUAUUAGACUUUUAAUGAUAUAAGAAAAUAAUAUUACGUAAGUAUUUUCACUUUUCUUCAACAGCAUCACAGAUGCGAUACAUAAUUGUAAUUUACACGUGACCUGGAAAUAACCAUCUGUGCAAUAGAUAUUCAACUAAUGUGAUUAGAAA